AACAAUGUAAAAAAAGAACCAAAGUUUAAAAAAAAAACACAAAAUGUGGAAUAUGGCAUGAAUUACAAAAAUAAUUGAACAAAAUUAUAUAAAAAAAUCCAAAAACAUAAAAAAGCACAGCAGCACCUACAAGCAGUGACUGAAAUCACAGUAAUGACAACAUUAAAAAAAUGGAAAAAAGUAACGAAAAAUACUAUUUUUAUUUUAACAGUUUUUAAAUUUCAUCCUCGUAACUCGUGAGACGAUUUUUUGAUCUAAAUGAAUGUUGUAUCUCAGACCGUUCGAAGCAAAAGAAAAUAUGAAUCUAUGAAGACGAACUCUUUGAAAUGUAGAGUGACUCACAAGAGAGAAUACUUAUGGUACUUUUAUAGCGGAACUCACUAAACAAUAGAUUAUCCCCAGCGAGAUUAGCAGUUGAAAUCAAUUUUUGUAUGGAAAUAGUUGUCCAAUAUCAUGGAUCCCGAUAAAAUCAUCGACGUGGAAAUACAUUUUAACAAUUCACUGGCCGUAGCAGAAAGUGGCAAAGCUUGCAAGGGGUUCAUUGUCCUGAAAUUCCGAGACAGCCUACAACUUAACGCCAUUGGUGUGAACAUUGGUGGCCAUUCGAAAAUCUACUGGCGUGAUCCGAAAUCCAGGAGGAGCAACUUGUUGACGCAACUUUCGCUGAUCGCCUGUCGGAAAGACUAUGGAUUCUACCAAAGCGAUACGAUCGUGUUUCAGACGAAAGAUGCAAUCCCAUUGGGCUACAUUCCCGGUACUUAUUCGAAGGAAUUUUCGAUCGACCUGCCACCGAACUUGGCGACAUCAUUCGAAGGUCCCAACGGCUACAUUCGGUACAACAUUUCUGUUUACGCUAUCGAUACCGAAAGGAAAAGAUGGAUCCUCAAAACAGCCACAUUCACCGUAAUUCAGCCGGUUGAUUUGAAUAAUAUGGCGAAUAAUUUACAUCAGCCGCAGCCCCUGGCGAAAUCUUUCACACUAGACUGGACACCGUGGGAUAGGAAGAAAAUUGAAUGCAAGGUAUGGAUUGACUCGACCGGAUUUGUCCCGGGUAAUCUGGUUCCGGUUAAAGUUACUAUUACUAAUAAUACGAAACGCCACGUGAAUGAAAUCCGCGCAAAGUUGAUCCGUGAAGAAAUUUACAAAACCUGCGAACCGAGAGUCAAAAUUUGGAAACAUGAAAAGCUGAUCCAUCAAAUAAGCGACGCGGGGGUGUGGCCUAAAACGACAACUACACGACAGCUGAUGCUACAGAUUCCGGCAACGGUUCCCAGCACCAGAGUAACCAACACCUGCGAAAAACGGAUCAUGAUCGAGUAUAAAGUGCGGGUUACGCUGAAUGUCAAUCCAUACGGUAGGACCAUUGUGCUCGACUAUCCCAUCACAAUCGGGACGGUGGCUUUUCGUAAGGGACCAGUUGUGAUCGAUGACCAUAGCCGGGAUCCUCCGAGGUUUCGUUUCGAUCCAGAAAUACCGCGCAGCGUAUCCGGCUCAAUACCACCUCCGUAUAGAUCGAUUAACACCGUCAUUUUAACAGCAUCAACGCCAGCUCUCGAUGGUAUCAGUGAAAUUGAUUUGCCCCUGUACAGUUCUUCCCCGACAAAGACGCGUUACAAUGCUAAGGCUUUUGACAAGGAUGGUUUACCGUUUGUUCCGAUAUAUCCGAUAUUCAGGAAUGGAGCUAGCAGCACUCUUCUUGAAACGGAUAUGUAAUUCACACUUACGCCUUGAUGACAUUUACUGAGAGAUUUACUUCAAACUCGAAGGUUUUACGGUGGUCAACUGGUCUGAGCGACGACCCCAUGGUCAACGCCGCCGAUCGAGACAAUUCUGUGGCCGUCGGGAUUACAUGAAUACGAUCACGGCGUUGGCCGG
Molecule: messenger RNA, 1875 nt
Organism: Uranotaenia lowii
Lineage: Eukaryota; Metazoa; Arthropoda; Insecta; Diptera; Culicidae
Product: arrestin domain-containing protein 2-like
Exons: 6
Coding region: 454-1713 (419 amino acids)
Biological process (GO): protein transport
Cellular component (GO): cytoplasm
Source: RefSeq, a predicted model, not a curated record